Messenger RNA from Bicyclus anynana (squinting bush brown), 1224 nucleotides. RefSeq names its product homeobox protein 3-like. NCBI's taxonomy places the organism in Eukaryota, Metazoa, Arthropoda, Insecta, Lepidoptera, Nymphalidae. The transcript is spliced from 2 exons. The coding region runs from base 112 to 1224 and encodes 370 amino acids. The record is from RefSeq and is a predicted model, not a curated record.
UAUCAAAAUAUAGGACCAUCUUCAAUUCAUUCUAUAAACGGUAAGUUUUAUGAAGAAAAGCAAAGAAAAGUUGAUUCAAAUCCUAAUGUUCGUAACGAAGAUGUUAAUAUAAUGAAUCCCAAGGCAAGCAAUGCGCAAUUGCAACAUAAAUUAGCAAACAUUUUAAAUCCUGAACAACCAACAGAGUUUCAAGCCUUAUCUCGUACAAAUAAAAAUAAUAAUGAACAUAAAUUUAGUUUAAAUAAUAUACAAGAGCCUACACAUGAAAUUAUUAAUAAUUCUGACAAUAAAUUCGAUGAAUGGGACACUAAUGAUUCAGAUCUCUUAGUUAUAGAAAGAAAACUAAAAAAACCAUCGAAUACACAUUUUCACUCUGAAAAUGUAAUAACCAGUUAUGACAAAAACAAAACUAUCGAAACAAUUAAAAAAGAGCUAGUGUUUGAAUCUUUGCUUAUAAAAAAUAAUAACAAUAAUUUUAGUAUAAGUGAGGCUCCUACAAAUGUUAUGAAUCCGCUCUUGAGUCCGGGAAAUAAUGCCGGAGCAGUCAUCCACUCAGACAAUCCAUUUCUGCUACAGAUGGAAACACCUAAUCGAAGAUAUGCGACAAAUGCAAAUUCUGUACAAACAGAUCCUUUUCAAAUACAUAUACAGAAUGAAAAUAAUGUUGAAAGCCCUCAGUUAGAGCCCACUGAUUAUGGUUACUACCCAAACACUGAAAAUAGAGAUGUCACAGCACCAUUAAGACAAAAUAAUUAUGUUAUAGAUAAACAUGCUUGUGAAGACAAAGAAAUUAGUGACGAAAUACUGGACAAGAGCGGAUACGAAAUACAAUUACAAGAUCCGACAAAAGGAGUCGGUAUAUCAAAUGUAGGCAAAUCCCGUGUAAUGUUGAUGGAUCACCCAAGAGUUUGUUAUGCUUGUAGUAGCAUAAACGAUCCUUCCUGCUGGUCGCCAGAUCGAAGAACUGCUGUGAAGUAUUGCCGUACGGAUCACCGGUCUUGUGUGACGAAAUAUUAUAAAUAUAAAGGUCUGUCGUACAUAAUAAGAGACUGCGGCAACACCUGCCAACAGAACGCCGCAGCGGCGGGGCCCACCAAGUACACAACCUGCACCAUCUGUCACCACGACCUGUGCAACAGUGCCUACCGUCUUAACAUCCAAUACUUUACUAUGUUUCUGAUUUUCACAUUUCAUUUGUUAUUCUAUAUUAAACGCUGCUGUUAA